Messenger RNA from Nylanderia fulva, 1728 nucleotides. It is a transcript of the gene Err, whose product is annotated as estrogen-related receptor. The record is from RefSeq and is a predicted model, not a curated record. NCBI's taxonomy places the organism in Eukaryota, Metazoa, Arthropoda, Insecta, Hymenoptera, Formicidae. Gene Ontology annotation, cellular component: nucleus. Gene Ontology annotation, molecular function: nuclear steroid receptor activity; zinc ion binding; steroid binding. Gene Ontology annotation, biological process: regulation of DNA-templated transcription.
GCGCGCGGAGCCGUGAACAUCGGGGCUCGUCCGUGUGACUCCGGUGCUCAGUGCUUGUGUUAUCUCUUCUAUAUAUUUAUAUAUACAUAUAUAUAAAUAUAUAUAUAUAUAUAUAUAUCGAUCUAUCGAGGAUCGAAUCUACAGUGCUCGAGAUUCUUCCUGAGGUAGUGGCGUAUUUUUUUCGCUGCUGAGGACGAGAGGAGGACCAUGGACGCGUGGAUGUACGAUGUGGUAAUGUCGAGUCUGUAUGAUGUCUGACGCUACCACGGAAAGCAUGAUCGGGAAUAACAGGACGAUGCCCAACAUCAAGCAGGAAAUCGAUAACCCAACGACGCCCACGCAAAAUUAUCAAGUAUGCUCGCCAACCACGACUCUUCAACAACAGGAGUCAAUAUGCACAAAACUGGACAUCCAGCCGGAUUAUGGUGGCAACAGCGGCAGCCCGGAGAGUCCGGAGAUGCAUCAUUGUUCCUCGACAACGCAGCCACUUGGCACUCCAGAUGACGGCGUUAAGGAGGAGGAUAUGAUACCCAGGAGACUCUGCCUGGUUUGCGGCGACGUCGCGAGCGGUUUUCACUACGGGGUCGCCUCGUGCGAGGCGUGCAAGGCUUUCUUCAAGAGAACUAUACAAGCCAGUAAUUUUACAGGAAACAUCGAAUACACUUGUCCGGCGAACGGCGAGUGCGAGAUAAACAAACGAAGACGGAAGGCAUGUCAGGCGUGCAGAUUUCAGAAAUGUUUGCGGCAAGGAAUGCUGAAGGAGGGCGUACGAUUGGAUCGCGUCAGAGGCGGCCGGCAAAAGUACAGAAGAUCCGCGGAUCCUUACACGCCGGUCAAGAGUGCCACGCUAGAGGCUAACGUUGCGUCGGGAGGUCCUACCGAAACGAUAAAGACACGUCGUGUCUCGUCUUUUGCAGAUAACAAGUUGGUCGAAGCCUUAGCGGCCUGCGAACCGGACAUGCUUCAAGUAUGCAGCAUACACAACACGCAGGAGACAGAGCAGAAGAUUCUGGGACAAUUGUCGGAUCUUUAUGAUCGAGAAUUGGUUGGCAUAAUCGGUUGGGCCAAACAAAUCCCAGGAUUCAGCAGUUUAGCGUUAAAUGAUCAAAUGCGGCUUCUGCAGAGUACUUGGGCCGAGAUAUUAACUUUCACUCUGGCGUGGCGAAGCCUGUCGAGUAAUGGCAGAUUGAGGUUUGCGCAAGAUUUUACGUUAGAUGAAAGACUCGCGCGCGAAUGCCACUGUAUGGAGCUCUACACACACUGUAUUCAAAUCGUCGAUAGAAUGCAGCGAUUAAAUAUCUCGCGGGAGGAGUACUACGUUCUGAAGGCACUGAUCCUAGCGAACAGCGAUGCCAGAUGCGAGGAGCCGCAAGCGCUUUACCGUUUCCGUGAUUCCAUCUUGAAUUCUCUGUCGGAUUGUGUGGCCGCGGUGAGGCCGGGCCAGGCUCUCCGCGCCACCCAGAACAUGUUCCUAGUGUUGCCCAGUCUUAGACAGGCCGACGGGAUUGUCAGACGAUUUUGGUCCACCGCGUACAGAUUGAACAAGGUAUCGAUGAACAAGCUGUUCGAAGAGAUGCUCGAGAACGUUUGUAACCGAUGAAAUAAUGACUCGAUUAUUCGGCACCUGGUCACGCGUUGUCUACCGAAAGUUGGGGAGAUGUCUCUUCAUCAUUAACGUGAUUAUUAUUAUUAUUAUUAUUAUUAUUAUUAUUAUUAUUAUUAUUAUUA